Orycteropus afer afer is the source of this 936-nucleotide messenger RNA. Its product is annotated as olfactory receptor 8B3-like. NCBI's taxonomy places the organism in Eukaryota, Metazoa, Chordata, Mammalia, Tubulidentata, Orycteropodidae. Gene Ontology annotation, molecular function: G protein-coupled receptor activity; olfactory receptor activity; odorant binding. Gene Ontology annotation, biological process: sensory perception of smell; G protein-coupled receptor signaling pathway. Gene Ontology annotation, cellular component: membrane. The record is from RefSeq and is a predicted model, not a curated record.
AUGACUGAUGGAAAUUACUCAUUGGUAAUGGAAUUUACCCUCCAGGGUUUAACCAGCUUGCCAGAAUUUCAGUUCCCUCUCUUCUUCCUAUUCCUAGGGAUCUACCUGGUUACUGUGGUGGCCAAUCUGGGCUUGAUCACAUUAAUUUCAUUAAAUGCACACCUUCACACACCCAUGUAUUAUUUCCUCUUUAAUCUAUCUUUCAUAGAUAUAGGUUACUCUUCUGUCUUCACACCCAAAAUGCUGAUGAACUUUGUACUGGAGAAAAACAUCAUCUCCUAUACAGGGUGCCUGACUCAGCUUUACUUCUUCUGUUUCUUUGUCAUUGCUGAGUGCUGUAUUUUGACAGCAAUGGCAUAUGAUCACUAUGUUGCUAUUUGCAAGCCAUUGCUAUAUAAUGUUAUAUUAUCUCCUCGUAUAUAUUCUCUGUUUGUGUUUGGGUCAUAUGUGAUGGGAUGUUGGGGUUCCCUAGCCCAUAUUCUCUGUAUGGCAAGACUGACCUUCUGUGAUGCCACAGUCAUCAACCAUUACCUGUGUGACAUCCUCCCUGUGCUGCAGCUCUCCUGCACCAGCACUUAUGUCAAUGAGGUUGUGGUCUUUGUUCUCGUUGGAAUGAAUAUCUUGGUGUCCACAAGCACCACUUUCAUCUCCUAUGCUUUCAUCAUCUCCAACAUCCUCCACAUCAGCUCCACUGAGGGAAGGUCCAAAGCCUUCAGCACCUGCAGUUCCCACAUAAUGACUGUUUCUCUUUUCUUUGGAGCAGCUUCAUUCAUGUACGUCCAACCCUCUGAUGCAGAGUCUAUGGAUCAUGGGAAAGUGGCCUCAGUGUUUUAUACAAAUGUAGGACCCAUGCUGAAUCCUUUGAUCUACAGUUUGAGGAAUAAGGAUGUCAGACUUGCUCUAAGGAAAACUCUGAAAGGAAACGUGUUUUCCUGA